GUUAAAUUCUUAGUGAAGUUUACCUCAUUUCCAGUGGCGGCUGCUGUUUGAGUUUGGUUUAGAGCAGGGCUGAGGUUAUCCUGACAUUUCUGGGAUCACAUCUAGCAAAAAGGAAGAAGAAAAAGAAAAGAUUGGGAAAAAAAGUGAGGAAAGAAAGAGCAGGCUAAAGGGGGCUUCUUUUCUCAACAUUGCAUUCCUGUGUUUUGCUUCAGCCUGGAAAAUAUAUUAAUCCCAGGGCUUUUCCUCUCUGGAAACAAAGGAGCUAAACUAGAGUGAGGAGGAAAGGAGUGAUUAGAAGGAUCAUGGAACUUUAAAAGAGAGAGAUUCAGAAACAGCUGAGAGUUCACUUUUAUUAGAUGAAAUGUGUGUCUCUGUGUGUGUGACUGAUACAGAAACAAGACAGACCUGCAGGUAAAUGGAGCAGCAAAGAUCACAAAGGAAAUUCCCUUUCGCCUCAUCCCACUUGUCAAGAAAGUGAAGAAAAACAAAAAAGUAAAAGCUCCACAGUGAACCGGACAUUCUCUGGAGUCUGUUUUGUUACAUAAAAACCAGUGAGCUGCAGCAAAACUCCAUGGCAUUGCUCUCCCUCUAAAGAAAGGGCUGGGAUACACGUAUCUUGAACAGAAACUUUCCUGAGAGGUGGAUCGCACAAUGAACUGGACACUCAUUCUGAGUUUAGCCAUGCUGUGGGCAACACGGCUAGAGUGUGACUCUGAGAAGACUGUGAGGCUAGCAAACAGAGGGAGCCAUGGAAUUACUUACUUGCCUCUCUCUCACAGGGCUAGCAAUGGAUCGAUCUCCUUCCUGAGAAGGUCGGAGGCAUCCCAGAGGAGUUGGACGCCUUCACUAGGGAAUCUCCAACGUCCUGUUGCCAAGAGGGAUACUCCGGCAUCAAAAAAUGUACAACCUGACCUGCUGCGAGAUGAAGUGCCGGCCCAGGCCAGGAGCUUCAGGGCCAGAGUAAGGCAGACACAGAGACACACCACUGCAGCCAAACAUCCCCAGCCUCAGAUGAUCAAGGACGAGGGGAAGUCUGCCGUGUCUCGGUCACGGAUUGUACGUUUCCCUUCAGGGUCCAGUUCUCCCAAUGUCCUGGCCAGCUUUGCCGGCAAGAACAGAGUCUGGGUCAUCUCUGCCCCUCAUGCCUCUGAAGGCUACUACCGGCUCAUGAUGAGCCUGCUUAAGAGUGAUGUCUACUGUGAACUGGCCGAGAGGCACAUCCAGCAGAUUGUGUUGUUCCAUGAGGAAGGGGAGGAAGGAGGGAAAGUCAGGAGGAUAACCAGUGAAGGGAAAAUCCUGGAGCAGCCUCUAGAUCCCAGCCUCAUCCCUAAGCUCAUGAGCUUUCUGAAACUGGAGAAGGGGAAAUUUGGCAUGGUGCUGCUGAAGAAGACCCUACAGGUGGAGGAAAGGUAUCCUUACCCUGUAAGGCUAGAGGCCAUGUACGAAGUCAUCGACCAGAGCCCCAUCAGGAAAAUUGAGAAGAUGAGGCAGAAGGGCUUCAUCCAGAAAUGCAAAGCUGCCGGGGUGGAGGGGCAAGUGGUGGAGGAAAGUAACAAUGGUGGCAGCACCAGACCUACAUCAAGUGGUGGACAAGUCCAGCUGUCGGUAAGGAAGGAGGAGCCCAGGAGAAGCAAUGCUCAGCCAACAAGGAGCAAAACAGUGAGGAAACUAAUCACAACCACCGUGGCUCCUCUUCCCCCUACAACGAGGGCCAUCACCCUCCCUCCCACAACCACCACUACCCAGGCAACCACCCGCACAGUGAUGCUGCCGAGCAGACCUAUCACCACAGUCACACCCCUUCCAACCACUCAGAGAACUUGGACCCCAAAGUCACACACCACUCCCGACUAUGAUAGGCUGCCCACAGCGCCCCAGGCAACUGCCCCGCGGGGAACAGCCACUGAUGAUUUCUACUCCCCUGUGUGGAAUGAGAACCGCAGAGACAGGCAGCAUGGUCACCCGGAGAGACACCCAGUAGCCACCCGGAGACCUGGCAAAGUUGCCAGCUAUGACAGCUACACAGAGGCUCCUCCGGCCGCCUCAGAGCACUACACGAGGGCAAACACAGGUAGAUUUAGAGACAACCGUACAGACCGGAAGGACUAUAUACACCGGGAUCCCAGUGUCACGCCAGGCCAACACAAACCAGCCAAAGCCAAGCCACCUAAAAAGAGAACCCAGGAAAAGAUCCUGAGCAAUGAAUAUGAGGAUAAAUAUGACCCGAGCAGGCCUGCUGUUCCCCACUUGGAGCAAGAGAUCGCAGCAGGGAAUGUCCCACCGAAGAAAGGGAAAGAGACAAAGAAGCACGACCGACCAGACAAGCCUGAGAAGAAGAAGAAGAAGGAGCGACCCGACAAGCUGCAGAAGAGCGAGAAGCAGGCCAAGAAGGACAAAGCUGAGAAGAACAAGCAGGACAAAGACCGCAGCAAGAAGAACAAGAAGGGGAGCAGGACUGAGAACGAGGGCCACCUGAAGCCAAACACAAAGCCUUUUGUUCAGCCCUCCAGGAAAUCGGUGACAAACCUCCUGGAUUUUUUUGAAGGCAAACGGCGACUCAUUCUGAUCACGACCCCCAAGGCCGACAACACCAUGUACGUGCAACAGCGAGACGAAUACCUGGAGAGUUUCUGCAAGAUGGCCACAAGGAAAAUCUCAGUCAUCACAAUUUUCGGCACCAUGAACAACAGCAGCAUGAAGAUUGACCACUUUCAACUAGAUAAUGAGAAGCCCAUGAAGGUGGUAGAAGAUGAUGACCUAGUGGACCAGCACCUCAUCAAUGAGCUGAGGAAAGAAUAUGGGAUGACCUACAAUGACUUCUUCAUGGUGCUGACGGAUACUGACAUGAGGGUCAAGCAAUAUUAUGAAGUGCCCAUUGCAAUGAAGUCGAUAUUUGAUUUCGUUGACACCUUCCAGUCACGAAUCAAAGAUAUGGAAAAGCAGAAGAGGGAAGGUAUUGUCUGCAAAGAUGACAAGAAACAGUCCCUGGAAAAUUUCUUAUCCAGGUUUCGAUGGAGGAGGAGGCUGCUGGUGAUCUCUGCUCCCAACGACGAGGACUGGGCCUAUUCCCAGCAGCUUUCUGCCCUCAGUGGACAGGCCUGUAAUUUUGGUCUGCGCCACAUAACUAUCCUCAAGCUGCUAGGACUCGGGGAAGAGAUCGGUGGUGUCUUAGAACUGUAUCCCAUCAAUGGAAGCUCCAAUGUGGAGCGAGAAGAUGUCCCUGCUAACCUGGUGAAAGACAUCCGCAAUUAUUUCCAAAUCAGCCCUGAAUAUUUCUCCAUGCUUCUGGUUGGGAAAGAUGGAAACGUCAAAUCCUGGUACCCUUCCCCAAUGUGGUCCAUGGUGAUCGUGUAUGACUUGAUCGAUUCCAUGCAGCUCCGGCGACAGGAAAUGGCAAUUCAGCAAUCACUUGGCAUGCGAUGCCCGGAAGAUGAGUAUGGUGGGUAUGGUUACCAUAGCUAUCACCAGGGAUACCAGGAAGGUUACCAAGAUGACUACCGUCACCAUGAAAGUUACCACCAUGGAUACCCAUACUAAAAAGAGCAACUUAACCUUUGACUGCUGUCUCUUGCCUGCAUCCUAAUAGCUGUUCAAGCCGCAAGUGGCCAGACAUGGAAAUUCUUCUCAAGCCACCUAAAUGCCCAUGCCUCUUUCUUUCAGUAUUCAGUCAAGGGCCUAAAUAAACAUUGUAUUUGUCGUUUUGAAAAUCCACAAGCCUUUACAGUGAAAUAUUUCAAACCAGUAGCACUGAUGCUUUUAAGCAGUAAAGACUCCUUUAUAUUUUUUAACCCCUGUAACCAGAGGGCAUCACCAGUUGCAGUUUGUUUGCAUUAAACAAAAAACAAAAACAAAAAAUUUCCCCCACCCUUUCAGCCACAGACCUCAUACUGUAGCCAGGACAUAAACUGUACAAUAGACAUUGUAACACUUUAUAUAUAUUUUUUCCAAGGAGAAAAACAAAGCAUAUUUAUUGGAAAGUGAGAAUUUUGUGUCAUGCUGAUGAACAGACACAGAUGAUCACACCACAGGACUUUGCCGAGAAAGGAGAUUUUAGGAAAGAAGUGUGGGGCAGGUUCUCUUUUAUAAUAUUUUUUUAAAAACCCUUUCAAAAUGCCUUGUCUAAAAAGACUGCAUCUCUUUUAUAACAGAUCAGCUUUGUACUUAGCUGAGUUUCAUCCAUAACCUAUCAAAAUGCAACCUUAAGAGUUGCUAAAGGAUUUGAUACAAUACAGCAGAAAAAGCUCUGAACGACAAAUCUUGCUGCAUGUCACUAUUUCUUUAGCUGGGGUUCUUGCUCUAUGAGACAAUUAAAUCUAUCCUAGCUACAGCUCUGCUUAAGCCAGAGCUGUAAGCUAGUAGGGUUUGAAUUCUAGGUGGUUGAAAAAAAUUGAAUUUUGGCAGAAAAGGAAGAAAUUUCUCAAAAAUAUUUGUGAACAUUUUUACUUGCUUUUCAACCAGCAAUUUCUAAUAACAUUUUGGUGAAAAUUCCAUCUCCGGAGCCAGAUAGAUGAACAUUUUUGUAAAAAUAUCUAACUUUCAAAUUCCUUCUCCGCCCUCCCACGACCCCCCAAAAAAGGACAAUUAUUUUUUACAAAAAUGCUUAUGAAAAUUUGGACCUGCUUAUUCAGCUAGCUCUGCUUCUGCUAUGGUUUCUGUAACUAGCAUGCUCACUGGCAUUUUUUUUUUUUGUUGAGAAGUGUACUAGUCACACCAUGCCAUAGGCAAUAACUCCUGAGUACCAAUCUUCUAUCCUAAUGUUUUGUAACAUACAGUUUAAAAAUAUGAACUCCACCUAGGGUGACCAGAUGUCCUGAUUUUAUAGGGACAGUGCUGAUUUUGGGGGCUUUUUCUUAUAUAGGCACCUAUUACCUCCCACUCCCGUCCCUAUUUUUUACACUUGCUAUCUGGUCACCCUAACUCCACCCUAGUCAAGGAAACUGUAUUAGUAUAUAGGGGCUUGGAAAAAUUAAUUCAUAGAGAGCUCAAACCAACUCCCAUUCAAAUCAAUGGGAAGGAGUCUAUCUACUCAUUUUAUUGAGCUGAAUCAGGCUUUUAACCCUUAAGGGCCCUACAGCAAAAUUCAGGAACAUCCCAAUGAGAAGGCCUCAUGCAAGAUGUAUCUGAUUUAGUGGCUGCAUAGCAGUCACUGCCAUGAUGGAAGGCACAUCUAGGUGACCUUUAACCUCACUGAUUAUACAGAAACUUGAUAUCGUCAUACACAUCCCACCCAUCACCCUUAGGGACACAUCUGGAAAAGGAUUCUUAUCAGUGGUCAGAGCCACAAGGUAGAAACAAGUGGGAGCCAAAGUACAACCCACAGUGUGACAUUAAGCAAAUAGUUGGAAAUCUUUGUCUCCCCAGAUGAGAACAAAAUUUAGUAAAACAAGGGCUUCACUGAAAACCAGGUGUUUUCCUUAGAAACCAUCUCAAAAAGUCCAGCCUUGUAUGCUAGUUCUGGGUAGGGUGACCAGAUCCCAAUUUUAUAGGGACAGUCCUGAUAUUUGGGGCUUUUUCUUAUAAAAAGGACCUAUUACCUCCCAGCCCCGUACCAAUUUUUCACACUUGCUAUCUGGUCACCCUAGUUCUGGGUCAUCCUGAUAAGCACAGGAAGAGUGAAACACUGGCUUCUGAAGCAGUCUUCCCUCAGCACCAGGAUUCCCAGCCACCUUCUGGAGCAGGCUUUCCUCAGUGCCAUGAGGCCUAGUCAUCAUGGGACUAGUUUGACACUCACACCCAGAUCCUCAAACGUCUGUAGGUGCUUAAUCCUGUUCAAAUCAAUGGGAGUUAGGUGCCUAAAUAUCUUUGAGGAUCUGGGCCUCACUCCCUAGGUAGAGAAUGGUAAUUGGGGCUUGCUGGUGAAGGGUGGCCCUGGAAGGAGCCAUCUUAAAAAGACUGUUUACUUUGUAACUUCUAUCUUUCAAGUUUGCUGCUGCCUGCAGCAAUUCAGCAGCUGAAGUGGAGGGGGAAGGAAUUUUUUUUUUUUUAAAGGCAAGAAGGAAUGAUAAAAAAUAAUGAGCCAAACUGAAGCAUGUCUUAGAGGAAAGCAUGACUCAGCUUAAGAAAAUAAGUACUGAUUGCCUUAGUGCAAAACGGUCAGCUGCUUAAUCGUCUUGGCCUAAGGCAGACGCAGGAUAAGAUACACCAGAUGUUUCUCUAACACUUACGUCCUUUAGAUGAAAGAUGCCAUUUUAAGGAGAUUUCUCAGUCAUUUAAAACAUUUCCAUGUCUUUGUAUUUUUGCAAUGACUCUAAAUGAAUGCACAGUAAAUCACACCGUAAAUCAUGAGUUAACAGAAAGGCCCAGCUUUGGGGUGGGGGAGAAGGUACUUAACAUGCCAAAACAAAUAGAAAAGUUCAACCAAAUAGGCAAGAGCCUGAAAAUUUAAAAUUAUGUAUGCACCAGAUGCUGAUCCUGUCACUCUGUGGGUUUAGCACUGAAGUCGAGAUAGGUAUGUGGCUGUCAAUGUAUAGAGAUUGGUCCAAACAAAGUCUGCAUCUGAAUACCUGCAAGAUUUAGGAUUUUUCUUAACAUGGAUCUAAAUUUUGGUGCUGACCCCUAUUUCUAAUAGACCAAACCUAAAUCCCCUUUCUGAACAACUUGAAAUGUUGAGGGAUGGGGUUUGAUAUCCAGAACAGGUCUGAAUUUUGCAGCCCCUCUCACCUUAUCAAGUCCCCUGGGCAGAAAAUUUGGUUAACCUGGAGCUAAGGUUGAAAUAAUCUAUCCCAUAGUUAGCCAAAAAAACCUUAAGAGAACAUUGUACCUUUCUCAAAACCCAACAAACAUUAGAAAGCUGGAAACUUCCAAAUUAAGGUUCCACUUUACCAAAAACAAAAAUAGCCCCAAACAUUUGAAAGUAUGUUGUUAGUCUCACAAACAACCUUAAUGCUGCCAUUCUGUAGCGGCACUCUGAGAACAAGCAGAAACUGAGACAUGCUUAGCUAUCCAUCAUGCAGGUAUAUUAAGUUCAUAUUUCUAUGCCUGUUAAUGAAGCAAUCCUUCAUGGUAGAUCGAGAACGAUGUUUUGGAGUUUCUGAAUGUUUGCAGGAUUCCUAGGAUUUUGGGUCAUUUUUCCUAUGGCUCUCUCCUAUCACCAAUGCUGUUGUGUUUGGAUUCACAAUACUGAUGAAAUUUACCAAAGGAAACACUAUUUUCAAAAAAAAAAUUGUUUAAAGAAAAAGAAACAAAAACCUCUCAACUUCAAAGCACUGCCUAUGCAGCUAUUUUUAGAGCACUAGCACAAGUCCGAGGCUGUCGACCAGGGCUGGGAUGCUCACUGCCACGGACCAUGUAGAUGUACCUCAUAUAACCCAGCUUGGAAUGGUCUUCGGACAUAAUGCUCUCUGCCCAAUUUAUUUGUUAGAGGCCAUGUGGCAGAAGCCAAUGUUCUACUCAGCCAUUGCUCUCCUAAAGCACUCUGUUGUCAUUUAUGAGAGAAAUAUUGUAGAGGAUGGUAUUCACACCAUCCUCGACAAUGCUGCACGUUUACUCCCUGCAGUGUAAAUGAAAAUGUAUGCCCAUUUCUGGGUGGGAGUCAAUAUUCCUAUUGCUGCAUAGACGAGGUAUGUCUCCCUCCCCAUUAGUAAGUUAUCUAUUUCUCUCUCCAAUUCAAUAGAACCUCACUAAGGGCCCCAUCCAGCUCUUUUGAAAAGAACGGAAAGA
Mauremys mutica (yellowpond turtle) is the source of this 7659-nucleotide messenger RNA. It is a transcript of the gene CCDC80, whose product is annotated as coiled-coil domain containing 80. Bases 652 to 3537 code for a protein of 961 amino acids. The record is from RefSeq and is a predicted model, not a curated record. NCBI's taxonomy places the organism in Eukaryota, Metazoa, Chordata, Testudines, Geoemydidae. The transcript has 8 exons.